This is a messenger RNA of Scheffersomyces coipomensis, 1280 nucleotides long. RefSeq lists its product as uncharacterized. The coding region runs from base 231 to 1088 and encodes 285 amino acids. Lineage: Eukaryota; Fungi; Ascomycota; Pichiomycetes; Serinales; Debaryomycetaceae. The transcript has a single exon. The record is from RefSeq and is a predicted model, not a curated record.
CGUUAUACCCCCCUAACUGUAAAGUAAAUUAAUCUUUCCUCUAUAUAUGAAAAUUUCUUGUUAUGUACUGAGCAGACUCUUCGUUUCGCGCGUUCAAUCCAAAAUUGAUAUUUUGAAAACUGAUCAGGACAACAAGACAAGACAAGACAAGUCAUUUGACAUUGAUAUCAUCUCCCAAUUGUACAUUAUAUCAUCAACCUACUUAGUCCAUAUCCAUACACAUCCAAGACAUGAAGGUAUCAGGUCUAUUAUCAUCAUCCUUAUUAAUCAUAGCUUCUACUUUAGCUGCUGAAUGGUAUCCAUUGAAUCGACAAGAUGAAAUCCCAGUAGGUUUUACUCCAUAUAAAAGAGGUGAAAAUGUUUAUAUGGAUUGUAUCACGAGAAAUAUAGAUAAUGGAGAACAUAAAUUCGAUGAACAAGAACGUAUCAUAUAUGGUCCCUUCCCAAUCUGUAAAGAAACUUCCAAACCUUUAACUUUCAAAUAUGGUAUUAGUGAAGAUUUUAAUUGUACUAUAACUUUCACGGAUGAAUUAUAUCAUUUAUUCCAAUUAUACAUUCAUGAAGAUGCUCCUUUCAGUUGUCGAUUACCAAUCAGUAGUGAUGCUCAUUAUUUAGAAAAAGGAGGAGCGUAUGUACCUUUAACGUUCAAUUUAAGAGGUGAAAUCCGUGAAAGUCAUCUUGAUAUUGAUCCAACUUUAAAUGUCUUGAUAACUAAACCUUCCAAUAAUAAUGAAGAAGAAAAUACCUUUAUUAGUGCUGUUGCUUUCUCAUCAGGUACAAAUGCUACUAGAGUUGUCAUUGGGGAUAGUUUAACUCUUAACGUGGCAGUUAGAUUCUUAGAUCAAUUGGUAAAUGCAGACAGUACUACCAAUUCAUUAGAUGGUAUACCAUAUGCAUCUGGGUUUUAUAAAUUCCCCAUCAAUUUUGUUCCAAUAAGUUAUACUAUGUUAUAUACUUAUUUAUUCAUGACAGUGGUUGGAACAGCAGUUAUAAUUUUUGCAUUCACUUAUAAUUUAAUCUCUCAUAAGAUUAAAAAGGGUCUGAAGUAUAAGCCUGUUGAUUCGGAAUCAUUCGGUAAACUUGAUUAGAAUGGGAAUUCAUUAUGUGUCAAUAUUAUUCUAGUUCAUCUUAUAUACAUUUCCUUUCAUAAAUUCGAUAUAAUACACGUUGAAUUUUUUUUUUUACUUCCAUUCUAUCGUAAUUGGUCUUAUCUCUUUAUUAGUGCGUUCUUGUUGAUCAGGUAAUGACAUAAUCGGGUUGGGAAUACUCUUGCUUGUCAA